AUGACAGCGAUAAACCUUACUAGAAAACCUUUGGCUAAAGUCUCGAUCUUUUGUAUCGUUUCGGGAGCGCCAAACACACUGGGUCUCGCAGCGCCAUGUCAUCAUUGCACUGACAUACUCGGGUUUAUGGUCAAACCCGUAACGGUUGUAAAGGAUGCCGCCAUAGUAGAGGGAAUAAGCACUUCAGUGGCAGCUGGAUUUGAGCCAUGCGAGGAGAUUGACACAGAUGUAGUCAGGCUGAUGCAAGGUUUGAGGCGUAAGUUCGGAAAUUCCGAGUAUCAAAAAGGAAUCGGGUUCGUAAUUCUACGGUGCUAUUUACACAAGCGUAGGCAAAAGUGCACAGCAAACGCCCACUGUUCACGCAGUGUCAACGUCCGCGCACCAAACAACUGCGAGCGGAAUGAUGGCUCAGUGGCGUGGGUUGCAGUUGUUCCUUCCGACGACAGUCUCGUGAUUCUCAGUGAACGUGUGACCACACGAAACUCAUGA
Molecule: messenger RNA, 489 nt
Organism: Opisthorchis viverrini
Lineage: Eukaryota; Metazoa; Platyhelminthes; Trematoda; Opisthorchiida; Opisthorchiidae
Exons: 4
Coding region: 1-489 (162 amino acids)
Source: RefSeq, a predicted model, not a curated record